AAUGAGAAGAAUGCUCCUUACACUGGUGGUCAAUGAGGAAGAAUGCUCCUUACAUUGGUGGUCAGUGAGAAGAAUGCUCCUUACAUUGAUAGUCAGACGGAAGAAUGCUCCCUAUAUUGGGGUCAAUGGGAAGAAUGUUCCUUACAUUGGUGGUCAGUGAGAAGAAUGCUCCUUACAUUGUUGGUUAGAGGGAAGAAUGCCCCCUUACAUUGGUGGUCAGUGGGAAGAAUGCUGCUUACAUUGGUGGUCAAUGGGAAGAACGCACCUUAUAUUGGUGGUCAGUGAGAAGAAUGUACCUUACAUUGUUGGCCAGUGGGAAGAAUAUUUUUACAUUGUGGUCACUGGGAAGAAUGCCCCUUACAUUUCUAGUCAGUGGGAAGAAUGUCCCUUCCUUUGGUGGUCAGUGAGAAGAAUUCUCCUUACAUUGGGGGUCAGUGGGCAGAAUCCCCUCCAU
This is a messenger RNA of Staurois parvus, 454 nucleotides long. The record is from the annotation of a GenBank genome assembly. NCBI's taxonomy places the organism in Eukaryota, Metazoa, Chordata, Amphibia, Anura, Ranidae.